UUCAGUUGCCGUGUCUGUAACGGGUGAACCUUUGGUUAUGAUAAGCGCUCGGCGUGUGGACUGGCACACGUAACAUGUCCCUUGAUCCGCUGUUAUUGUUUCGCAGCGCGCUUGGCACAUUUCUAAAGGGCCGACCCGAUCAGACCAGGAGUGAAAGCGUUUGAGGUACUUCUCAUUUGAUCUCGAACACAAUCGAUUGUCUUCUUUCCUUCUUCCCCCUCCACGCUCGACGCGCCUCAUAUACCUCCACCGAUUCAACUCGGAGGUUAUACAUUACGGUCUUUCCCUCAACUUUGGCUUAGACGUCACUCUUUCACUACAGCCACCAUGUUCAGGUCAUUCGGAGCUCGCAUCUUUGCCGGAAUAUUCGUAGUCGUAUUCCUAAUCGUCAUUUUCCGCAACGAAGAAUCCGCUGGCACGGCCCUACUCCCAUACCUUCCCGUACUUCCAUCUACCGGAUCCUCACAGCCUUCCUCACUACUACAGGCAUGGAUCAAAGACCGGUCUGCGCUGUCGGAGAAGUCAUGGAAAAACAGUGUUGAGCGACGCGACCAAAUGGCUAAGCAACAUCCGGACAACCCACAAAUCCCGUUCUUCCCUACAGACUUUUUGAAGUACCCAUACACUAUCUGGGAUUUCUUCCCCCCAACAUGGACAUGCCCUCAUGACGUUCAACGCGUGGGCCGUCUAGGUGAUGGAGGCAAAUGGGUCUGCGGAAUGAACGUUUACGAAAAGCUGCCAGCCCCAAAAGCCGUAGCAGCCAGCACAACUCAAGAAGCCGCCAUCACCACCGCACAGGAAGGCCUUGUAAUGUACAGUUUUGGUAUCAACGGCGAGUCGUCCUUCGAAGCUGAAAUGCUCGAUCGCGUACCCAGCGCCCGCAUCUGGGGCUACGACUUCUCUGUCGACGCGUGGGGACCACAAAUCGCAGUGAAAGACCGCCACCGCACCUUUUUUAAGAAGGUUGGGCUUGGAAAGGAGGAUGCACACUCGAGCGAUCCGCCAUUUUGGACCCUACCCAGCUUGAUGAAGCAAAACAACCACACCUACAUCGAUAUAUUGAAAAUCGACGUCGAGGGUAGCGAAUACGACGCCCUUGACACCAUGAUGGACGCUUUUGAUAACAUGAAGACCGCCUCUGGAAACUCUGUUUUACCCAUUGGUCAAGUCAUGAUCGAGCUCCAUCUCGGCGACGGCGUUCAUCUCCAGGACUCGAGCGGCGGCGGCAGCGUCAACUUCGGCCGCUUCAGGAAAUGGUGGGAGAGGCUUGAGCGCAUGGGCAUGCGACCUGUGUGGAUGGAGAUCAAUCUCUUUGCUGUUACACUCGGCAACACCAAGUCAGACCCGAGGUGUACGGAAUAUGUCUGGGUCAACGCCAAGGACCGGAGGAAUGUUCUCUGGAAUUUGUAGAGUAGUAACGAAAGGGCGAUACUACCUUGGUUUUGGGUGGCACUGCAGCAAAAUGGCGUUAUAGAAUGGUUGGGAUACAAUGAAGCGACACAUUAUUUCA
Molecule: messenger RNA, 1510 nt
Organism: Pyrenophora tritici-repentis Pt-1C-BFP
Lineage: Eukaryota; Fungi; Ascomycota; Dothideomycetes; Pleosporales; Pleosporaceae
Product: Methyltransf-22 multi-domain protein
Source: RefSeq, a predicted model, not a curated record